AGAACGUUCACGUAAGAUACAACCUCCUGGAAUAAAAUCACAAGAGCCACCAACCACUGAAGGUCGUUGGACAUUUCACUCUUCUGCUGACUUUCCAAAACCUCCUAGUUUUGUCCCUAUUAUAAAAGUAUAUCCAUCAGGAGCAUCUACGGGGAGCUCGUUUCCUCUUGAUUUAUCAGCCUUGACAUUACCGACACGAGCGCCACCACCACCACCGAAUAGUGGUGGAAGAAAUAAUGGAAGGAGAUGA
This is a messenger RNA of Racocetra persica, 250 nucleotides long. Lineage: Eukaryota; Fungi; Glomeromycota; Glomeromycetes; Diversisporales; Gigasporaceae. The record is from the annotation of a GenBank genome assembly.